Molecule: messenger RNA, 519 nt
Organism: Morchella importuna
Lineage: Eukaryota; Fungi; Ascomycota; Pezizomycetes; Pezizales; Morchellaceae
Exons: 5
Coding region: 1-519 (172 amino acids)
Source: RefSeq, a predicted model, not a curated record
AUGGCAACACCUGCGGAACGCCACCACAAACUACAAGGGGUGCUACAAACCGCUCCCUCCACCAUCCACAUCCAUCGAUCCCUCCAUGCCACUUUAUUCUGCCCGUUGACGCUCUUACGCUAUAUCGAGAUACGCUCACACUCACACUCACACUCACACUCACACUCACACUCAUACUCACGCACUUGCACUCACGCACUCAUCAUUCACUCAUUCACGUUCUCACUCACAUUCACACGCACCUACAUUACAUACAGAAUUACUUCCCCCUCCUACCUGCCUCCUGCACGUCGUCCUUGUUCGCAGAAAGUCCGUGCGACUAUUGGGCUCAGUUCUGUACAGGUGCAUCUCUCUUCUGUUAAAAAUCGAAAUAAUAUCAAUUUCUGGGUCCAGAAAAAACUAAAUCUCUUUACCUCGCUCAUCACUCAGCCACGGGAAACUCGACAUCCUCGAGCUUCUUCUUCCAUUGAUUCAUUUUCUUCUUCUGCAUUUGCACAUCUGUCCCUGGCUUGCUUGUAG